Messenger RNA from Cydia strobilella, 779 nucleotides. RefSeq lists its product as uncharacterized. The record is from RefSeq and is a predicted model, not a curated record. Lineage: Eukaryota; Metazoa; Arthropoda; Insecta; Lepidoptera; Tortricidae. Bases 75 to 779 code for a protein of 234 amino acids. The transcript is spliced from 4 exons.
CCAAUUUAAAAAUCAAUUUCCUAAGUCUGAUAAAGACAAUUUGAAUUCUCGUUUAGCCGUGUGGCCGGUAGAAAAUGGUUGUGCUUCAUUUUAUGAUAAUAGCAAUAAUUUUUGGAACUAUAGUCUCUUCUCUCAGUCCAAAAGAGUUUCCUUUCCUGAAGACUGAGAUAAACGACGAGAAGCAUGCCACGGCUUUCAACAAGCUGCUCAAUUCCAUCGUUAAGACCAACCGGAAACGGCUGGACUCCAUCAACAAGUUGACCAAAUUGCAGGCCAUGGAUGUAUUCCCUUCGUUGCAAGACACACUCCGGACCUCGUCGCGUAGGGACAGCGACGAGUCGAGCAGCGAGAGCGAUGAGAAGAACAUCAUCUAUCUAGUUAUACCAGACACAUAUUCAAUACCCAACGCGUCACAAUACACCCAACGAGUUGAACCCGCACCAACAACCGAACAGCCAAAGCCAUAUAAACCACCAGUGAGAUCACAUCCACUGUCACAAGACAUACCUACACUUCAAGAUUAUUCCAAUCUAAAAAACUCGAACCCUGGUCCAUCUUCAAACCCCUCAAUACAAACUAUAAGUAAAGACGGUUUAGAUGCUCUACGGGUAAGUAUAGAAAGAUCGUGUAAAAAUAAAGAGGUAAAGAGAUGCGUGAACGCGUGUCAAGAGGCGGUGAAAAGCGCGUGUGCGGAAUAUGAGUGUAAAAAGAAGUUGAAAAAGAAACUAAAGAAGACUUGUAAGAAGGAGUGUAAAGAGGAGUUCAAAAGCGGGUGGUAA